UGUGCUCUUGUGACAGCAGGGCUCAAAACGGCUCGGGGAGGUCUCAGCGAGGAAAAACUCAGUGCUUGAGGAGUGGAAGUUUGAGCUGGCACACGAGGAGUGCUCCCUGUGCUGCCCAGGGAUGCGCYGAGUGGGUGGAUGUAUCAGAGGGUSCUUUUUUAUAGGGUGGUUUUGCUCUUGCUUUUAACCCCGACGCUCUGUCUGUGCAACACUGACGGUAAAUAACUCUCCUGAGCGCUGUGGAGAGAUGGGAACUGCAGCUCAGAAAUGAUUUUGGGGAGAGGAAGACAGAAAAGCACAAGCAAACUGUUGAGGAAAUACAAAUAUCCUUCUAAAGGAUUCGGCAAAUGUACCAGCUAUGGAGUCUGGCCCUAGUCCCAGCAAGGGGGAUUUCUCUUCAGAGGAAACCUGUUAACCAUUUGGAGGGAGUGCAUGGGAGCGAGGAGCAGUUCCUGACACGAGCUCUGCUGCAGGUUUAGUGCCCCAGCAGGGAACACUUUUGUGGGAUCUGCAGGACCAUCUCUCCUGGCAAUGGAUAAAUUCACAAAUGGGCAGCCAGGCCCAGCUCAGAGGAACAGGUUUGUAGGAUUGCUAGAAACAGAUGACAGCGUCCAGGAGGACAAACCCACACCGGGUAAAAAGGAAGAAAGGCCGGGACAUGGAAAGAAAGGACAGCCACAACCCUUGGAGACACCUUAUCAGAAGGAGAGCAGUGACUUCGCCCCUAAAAUCAAGGUUAAUCUGAACUAUCGGCCAGGACUUGUCAGCAACCAGAAGGACCCGAAUCGCUUUGAUCGGGAGCGGCUGUUCAGCGCUGUGGUGAGGGGCAGCCCCGAGGCGCUCGAUGGAUUGCUCGAGUACUUGAGGAGGAACUCCAAAUUCCUCACCAAUUCCGAAUACACAGAUGCAAAGACUGGGAAAACCUGCUUGAUGAAAGCCCUGCUGAACUUAAAAAACGGGAAGAAUGACACGAUCCCAGUCUUGCUGGAAAUAGACCAAAAGAUGCAGAAUCCCAGGCCCCUCGUCAACGUGUCRUGCUCUGACUGCUUCUACAGAGGUGAGGCUUCYGUGGGAUGUGCMG
Malurus melanocephalus (red-backed fairy wren) is the source of this 1081-nucleotide messenger RNA. RefSeq names its product transient receptor potential cation channel subfamily V member 2-like. Gene Ontology annotation, molecular function: monoatomic ion channel activity. The annotation marks the transcript as partial. The transcript is spliced from 5 exons. Gene Ontology annotation, biological process: monoatomic ion transport. Gene Ontology annotation, cellular component: membrane. The record is from RefSeq and is a predicted model, not a curated record. NCBI's taxonomy places the organism in Eukaryota, Metazoa, Chordata, Aves, Passeriformes, Maluridae.